GUGCGCUUGGCACUGGUGUCUGGACGGAGCUCAGGUUAGCCGCUAUGGGCUAACAUCAGGAGAAAUGAAUGAUGGGACUGUUAACAACAGCAGCAGCAGCUCACAAAGUAAACGCCACGGCGAGGAAACCAGGAAACUUUUCUUAUUUCAAAACAGAACAUGGUGAAGAGUUUCCGGGUGUCCGACCUGCAGACACUGCUGGCCUCUAUGGGGCGCAGUAAAAGCGGGUUAAAACAGGACUUGGUGGGCCGAGCUUUGAGACUGGUGCAGACAGAAUACAGCCCGGAGCUGCUGAAGAACGUCCGGCAGCUCUAUGAAACGCGCUUCCCUAAAGCACCUGGAUGGUUGGCUGCUCGUCGCCCAGAGGCGAUACCAGCAGUGUCCUAUCCAACGAUCAACUCGUCCCCACGAAGCACAGCCCAGGGCACAGACUACCUCAAUGGCAUGCCCAAGCUGGCUGCUCCACCAGCCGCUGAAGUUAAACUAGUGCCCCUGCCCUUUUACCACAACCUAGAAACAUUGUUGCCACCCACAGAGCUAAUUGCACAGAAUAGUGAGAAACUACAGGACAGUCAGUGUGUUUUCGAACUAACACAGAGUCAAAUAGACCAGAUCCGAAACUCCAGUGAACUUCGCCCGGGUGUAAAAUCGGUUCAGGUGGUCCUUAGAAUCUGUUACACUGACUCCAUUGGUGUUCAGGAAGAUCAGUACCCUCCCAAUAUUGCUGUCAAAGUGAAUCAGUCCUACUGUCAUGUUCCCGGUUAUUAUCCUUCCAACAAACCAGGUGUGGAGCCUCGUCGUCCUUGUCGCCCUAUAAAUAUCACCCCCUGGCUUCAUCUUUCAACAGCCACCAACAGAGUCACCAUUACAUGGGGCAACUUUGGAAAGCGGUAUUCUGUGGCUGUGUACCUAGUGAGGGUCUUCACAUCUGCAGAGCUCUUUAACCAGCUCAAGCAUUGCUCAGUGGAGAGUGCUGAGCGAUGUCGUGAACGCAUUCAAGACAAACUGCGUUUUGAUCCGGAGAGUGAGAUUGCCACUACAGGACUGAGAGUGUCUCUGAUCUGCCCACUGGUGAAGAUGCGUCUGGGAGUGCCGUGCCGGGCGCUCACCUGCGCUCACUUGCAGUGUUUCGAUGCUGUCUUCUUCUUGCAAAUGAACGAAAAGAAGCCCACAUGGACCUGCCCUGUAUGUGACAAACCUGCUCCCUUUGAGCUGCUCACCAUUGAUGGAUUACUCUCAGAGAUCCUGAAGGAGACUGAAGAUGUGGAAGAGAUUGAGUAUUUGACUGAUGGCUCAUGGAGACCAAUCAGAGAUGACAAAGAAAAAGACAGGGAGCGGGAAAAUAACCACUCUCCGGAGUAUCCGGUUGUGGAUAUAUGUGUUCCUGAAACAAAUGGCCACUCCCCAGCACACAGUAGUACAAGCCAGACGGGACGAUCGGCAUCGAGCGGCCCAGCAUCGGGCACGGGAGGUGCCAGCGGUACUUCAGGUGGCGGCGCAGUGGUGGACCUUACGCUGGACGACUCAUCAGAUGAGGAAGAGGGUGGCGGGGGGGCUGGGGACAGCGAGGACACAGAAGACAGCCAGGACAGCCCAGCACCGAAGAGGGGCAGAUACGAUUAUGACAAAGAUCUUGUCACUGCAUACUGAACCAGGCUGUGGAUACGGACAGAGGGAGAGGGGAUAUGGGUUCAGGUCUGAGCCCUAGAAAAAUCCCCUCACUCCCAGCGUUUUCUCUCCUAAAAUGCGUUUCCCCAAAAUACUCGUACAGACAUACGAACACAUGCACAAACUGUUGACCUCUGGAGCAGGUGGGUAUCCUCAUGACACCACUGGAAAUCCAUAGAUGCCCACAAAAGCCAUCCUCUGUCUUCUCCAUGGGAUCAUAAUACUCUUUUCUCCCUUUAAAUAACUAUGGAUGAGUUAUAAACCACCUUUGAUUCAUUCUCUUCCAUCUCCCCCACACUUUUUCAGCCCAAACCACUUAGCCUCAGUCACCAUAGGAAUUGUAGCUUUCACCAUAGACAAGUUCUGUGAGGAGCCGAAAAGGAUUCGUUGUCAGCAAUAUAUGGUCAGAACUGCUAGUGGCAUAUACAGAGACAACUGCAAGUUAGGUUAAAAAAAAGAAACUUUAGGGAUUCAAAUUGUUAUGACAUAAUUAGUACAAAGGCACUUUCAUUGGGUUUAGAUAUAUUGUGAAUUCAAAAGACAAAAUAUCACCUGUCUCUGUUAUUAUGCAUGGUUUGAAAAGACUUGGAAGGUAAUGGUUUGGUUUUCAUAUUUGUGUCCCCCUGUAUUUCUCUUUUGUUCCAUGGAAAUUGACAACCUACCUCAGUCUAAAGGCAAACUUGACCACAACUUGAAAGUCUAAACGUGACAUGACUUGAUUUUUUUUUUUUUUUUUUAAUAAAAAAACCUCUAACACUGGAAAGAAAAGAAAGGUCAUUUGCUACAUCAUGUCCUGCCCUUAGAAAUCUCACUAAAACAGCCCUGGACCUUUCUUACAAACAAUGGAUUUCAAUUUCCUAUCAGGCUUGCUCAAAGUCCCCAGCGCUGCGCUUUGUCUCCUAGCUGAAAUAAAGAAUGGCCUCAUCAGUGGAAGUGUGAGAACUUUUCAAAAUUGAUGUUCCACUUGGUAAAUAUUGUACAGUAGGAGCUAAUGAGAUAUAUAUCAGAACUUAAAUGUAUGAUUGCAAUCUCAGUCUCACUUUUGUGGAUUUUAUACUAAGGCUGUGAAGUGCAUGGAGCUGCUUUCAGGAGAACUUAACCUUGUGGAAGGCAGGGAGCUGAAAUGAAGCCUAGAUAAUGCCAAGAAAUAGAACAUCCAUUUAAUUCAUUUGUAGAAGUAAACUUCAGUGACUGCUUGAACUCCGAUGGAGAUAAAAGCAUCUAACCCGAUUUGUGCAAUUUUUUUUUUCUUUUCUUUGAUUUAUUCCUUUUUUCCCCCAAAUCAGUCAUGUUUUUUCCCUUAAUUGGACUUUUUGGUUUGAAACUGAUAGGAGACUUUGUUUCUACUGUGAGCCCUGUGAAUCAUACAUUGAUGUUGGAUGUCAUUUGUUUUGUUUUUUCUUUGUCAGGACAUGGGUAUGUUGGCUAAUGUGGAAUCAGUGAUCGAUGUAACAUGCAACACUUCUUGUUUUUGACAUUCAAAAAUCCUGUAUUUAUUGUUUUGAUCAUUCGUCUUGAAGUAGCAUUUUGUAUUAUUUGUACAUAUUGAGGCGUUUGAGAAGAGUGCAGUGCUAUUUGAAGUGCUAGUUUUUGGAAGGUAAAAUAUAUAUGGGUAGGAGGCUGGUUCUGAUUACCGGGUUAGAUUGGACAUUUUGCUGCAUCCACUCAGAAAUCGCAGAAGUCUGUAAUCCACUUGCCUGUGGGCUAGUUAUGUGAUACAGUAUACAUGGACAUAUCGUGAGGAACUAGUUUGACUUGAUCUUAAUCACAGAAGCCUGCUCUGGGUUGUAUUUCAUGCUUCAGUUAGGGUUAGUAUAUGUACUGGGGAGGAGAUGGAGGCUGACCACUUGAAAGGGGCAUCAAUGUUUUGGUCCAGAGUCCAUCAAAAUAACUUGAUUAGCAAGCCAUAAUAUUAGAUUGAAGGGGCUAACAGUUUGCAAAUUCUUUUCGGUGAAUAGGAAGAGAAACCACUGCAUAAUGUUCACUGUUCUGAGUGACAGCCCUGCUUUACCCCCACCCCGCCCCUCAAAUCAUCACGGAUUCUAACUUGAAAACAUACUGUAUGUUGUGUCCAUACUGUAUUCCAUAUGUGCAAGGGAAUGUCUUAACUGAAAACCGCAACAGUGAAGAAAGUCAAUUUUCAUUUUGAUUUGCGAGUCGCAUAUGGUCUUCCAUAUAUUGUCCACAAUAUGCCCGGCUUCAGUUUUUAGUAGAGAAAUUGGCAUAUUCUUUUCUCUUUUGUAGUCACUGUUCUUGUUUUUUGUUCUCCAACUGGACCACAUUUUGACUGAUGGGUUUUUCUCGCAUUGUUUUUGUAGGACCUUGAAUAGAUUUCCAUUCUACAUUUAAAAAAAAAAAAUCUUUAGAAGAGAAUUGGUUAGAUAAAUGUUUAUUUGUAUGAAGAAUGACUUUCAGCUUCGUGUUGGUAAAGUGUUGAGUCUCACUGAUUUUUGAAAUCUGGGGUUUGACCUAAAGUGGUUCUUUGGGAUUGGAAACAAAUCUUUACUGGUGACAUCCCUUCUUAUUACAGUGCUUAAGAUAGCAUGGGCAGUGGCUUGCAAUGUAUUUUUUUUUUUCUGUCUUUUUACAUGUUGAUAUUAAAAGCCAAUAAAUAAUAUUUUAUUAAUUUU
Molecule: messenger RNA, 4298 nt
Organism: Tachysurus fulvidraco (yellow catfish)
Lineage: Eukaryota; Metazoa; Chordata; Actinopteri; Siluriformes; Bagridae
Gene: pias4a
Product: protein inhibitor of activated STAT, 4a
Exons: 11
Coding region: 160-1650 (496 amino acids)
Biological process (GO): regulation of transcription by RNA polymerase II; protein sumoylation
Molecular function (GO): SUMO ligase activity; zinc ion binding; transcription coregulator activity
Source: RefSeq, a predicted model, not a curated record